AUGGAAGUUCGAGACAAGCGACGCGCGCCGUUGGCCGUGCAGCGAGGUGCAGCCACCGACUCGAAGCUAUUGAAGGAGGAUCGUAAUGUGCUUAAAUGCUUAAUGUUUACCAUCGUGGCAGAGGAAGUCAUCGCCCACAAGGGUGAACUUGCCUUUUCGCAUGUAAAGCGCUCUCGACGCGUCGACCGCGACGUCGCCCCCGGCCCAGACCAGCCACCCACCGAAGAGCUUGCGCACACGCCACGCGUAAGUGUCCGCAACCUUGUAGAAGAGGAAUGCCUUUCCGUCUACGAACUACGCGACCUUAAGAGCUUACUCUCGUGCCUUCUCGGGGUUACUUCAGCACUUUCAUUGCUACGGAAGGCGGGAUUUGUCCAUCGCGAUGUGAGCGCCGGCAACAGUCUCUACUUCGAGGGCCGUGGAAUUCUUUCCGACCUGGAGUAUGCGAAAGAGUACGAGAAGAUCUCGGCGAGUGGCCCCCAGACGGGAACUCCGGGUUUCAUGGCUGUCGAGUGUCAGGCGAAGGAGUAUCUUUUCCACCCGUGGUUGCCGCUCGAUUGCGGACCAGGCGCACACAGCAAGACCGAUUCAGCAUAUCCAUCAUUCAUUCCGAAUCCCGUGCACGAUCUGGAGUCGGUGGUCUGGCAACACCUGUGGUUUCUUCAUCACCGUGUACCUCGCGACUUGGACAGCCAGAAGAACUCGCUCGCCUUGCUUACAGCUCUCGAUGCCGUCUCCAGCAGUGGAUCUCGAUUAUUCGUGCAUGACAUACAUGCCAGUGCAACGCGCCAGAACUUCGUCACGACGCCGCCGACAAGUCAGAAUCACCAGGCCCUGUUGAAGAAUAUCAACUUCAUUCACGAUCGGGAACUGUUUCACCCCUACCGCCUCCUCUACAUGCUUUGCGAGGAGUACAGACGUAUUGAGAGCUCAGAAACAGAGGUCGUCGGUAACAUGCGAAGGUUUCCUCUCUCUGUCUUCCAGUCUAGUGGCAUCUACGACUUGUUCAAAGACGUCUUUCAAAAGGCUCUGGAUCUCAUCGACAAAGAUGGCAACGUCCUCGUCGAAUCCUCAAACGCCGUACGGCACAGGCUUACACGAAGGGUGAAUGACACCUCCGAUUCCGCCGGUCAGCCCACCACGAGCGGUAGUCGGCUCACGAACAGCCGGACAUCAACUACACCCGGAGGAAAGCCUCGCGCAUCAGGCAAGAAGCGGUCGCUCGCGGACGCUCGGCUCGACAAUGAGGAGCACGACGAUGUCAAGAGGAAGAAGCGGUCAGAUGAGAUUGGAGACCAGGUCAUCCAUUGA
Molecule: messenger RNA, 1311 nt
Organism: Peniophora sp. CBMAI 1063
Lineage: Eukaryota; Fungi; Basidiomycota; Agaricomycetes; Russulales; Peniophoraceae
Source: the annotation of a GenBank genome assembly